Penicillium canescens is the source of this 1545-nucleotide messenger RNA. Its product is annotated as phenylalanine--tRNA ligase. The record is from RefSeq and is a predicted model, not a curated record. The transcript has a single exon. Gene Ontology annotation, cellular component: mitochondrion; cytoplasm. Gene Ontology annotation, biological process: phenylalanyl-tRNA aminoacylation. NCBI's taxonomy places the organism in Eukaryota, Fungi, Ascomycota, Eurotiomycetes, Eurotiales, Aspergillaceae. Gene Ontology annotation, molecular function: phenylalanine-tRNA ligase activity; ATP binding; tRNA binding. The coding region runs from base 1 to 1545 and encodes 514 amino acids.
AUGCGAUUGUUCGCAACAGGCCGAGCCCUGCGCGCCAGCAGUGGCCGCUGGUCAAUUGCCUCAACACGGCCCCGAACCGCCAUUCCGCGAUCCCUCCCGCUGAAGUCGAUCACCCUCACCCGCAAUUGGAGCUCAACCACAGCCCGCCAAACAAACGAACCAAAGAGCACAGCCUCUCAAACACCAAAGCAACCCUCAACCCUCAACAUCGAGGGCGACACCUACCCAACCGACCAAUGGACCAACACCCCAGACACAAUCCUCUCCCACGUCGGACGACGCCUUUACCUAGACGAGAACCACCCACUCGCCAUAACGCGCAAGCUAAUCGAAAGCCAAUUUCCGGCCCCAAGCUACGGCAAUUACUCAGAGAAGAACCCAGUCGUCUCAACAAAACAUAAUUUCGACGUCCUCGGCUUCCCGGCAGACCACCCAGGCCGCAGCCGCACUGAUACCUACUACGUCAACGACAAGACCGUCCUGCGCACACACACAAGCGCCCACCAGCAAGCCUACUUCCAGCAAAUUGCCCGCAAUGAAAAUACCCGCCCAGACGAAGUUGGUUACACUGUCAUUGCGGAUGUCUACCGCCGCGACGCAAUCGACCGCAGCCACUACCCUGUCUUCCACCAGAUGGAAGGUGCAAUGCUGUGGAAGCGGCCAGCCACGGACCCGCUAGCAGCGUCCAAGGAAACAGCAGCUAAGAUCAUGGCUGAUGUGGAGAAGAUCCCUAAGCAUGAUGUUGUCGUCGAGGAUCCCAACCCGACUAUCCAUGACCAGCGCAAUCCCUUGCAGAAUGAGCAUCACAAUGCUGAGGAAGUCGAGGCAGUGGCUGCGCAUUUGAAGCGCUCGCUUGAGAGGAUGGUUAUUAAGAUUUUCACGGAAGCGAGUAAAGCCGCGGCGGCUAGUAGCGGCGGCGAUGUCGAGGCUGAGCCGUUGAAGGUGCGCUGGGUGGAGGCUUACUUCCCCUUCACGAGCCCGUCAUGGGAGCUGGAGGUCUUCUGGCAAGGGGACUGGCUGGAGAUCCUGGGCUGUGGAGUGAUCAAGCAAGAUUUACUGAUCAAUUCGGACGUGCCGGACCGCAUUGGCUGGGCUUUUGGCCUUGGUCUUGAGCGUAUUGCCAUGUUGCUCUUCAACAUCCCUGAUAUCCGGUUGUUCUGGUCACGCGAUGAGCGGUUCCUGUCCCAGUUCCGGGCUGGGCAUAUUGCGCGCUUUGAGCCUUUCUCUAAGCAUCCGGCUUGCUAUAAGGAUGUUGCUUUCUGGUUGCCUGGUGCUGCUGUGACUGGUGGCGGUAGUGCUGCUGGGGGUGCGGUGCCUUUCCAUGAGAAUGAUGUUAUGGAGAUUGUUCGGUUGGUUGGUGGGGAUCUCGUUGAGGAUGUUACUCUCAUUGAUGAGUUUACGCAUCCGAAGACUGCGCGGAAGAGCAUGUGUUAUCGGAUUAAUUAUCGCAGUUUGGAGAGGACGUUGACGAAUGAGGAAGCUAAUGAGAUCGAUCUGAAGGUUCGGGAGAAGUUGGUCAGUGAUCUUGGUGUUGAGUUGAGGUGA